AUGUAUCACAAAAGAACAUCAUCUAAUUUUCCCAGCCUUUUGCUUUCGAUUGAUAACUAUGUCCAGUUUCUUCUAGAACUCAAACCAGAUGAUCCUUACCCCCUAAAGAGCACCACUGUGUUGAGCCCUAAGUUUCAUCUUCCUUCAUCCCGCAUGAGAUUGAUUGGUUCAUGUAAUGGGUUUGUUUGUUCGUUGAAAGGUUGGAUGUAUGACUUAAAUCAUUCGGUUUACAUUAGCAAUCCUCUUUUGGGUGAGUAUCUCAAGGUUAAAUUGCCUAAACGGGAGAAAAGAACUUGUGUUGCUUAUGCAUUCUGCUUUAGUGAAGCCUCUAGACAGUAUAAAGUAUUAAGAUCAGCAGUUAGUAAUUUUGCCAGACAUUCAAAAGUACCAGAAUUGGAGGUUUAUACUCUUGGAGUUGAUGAAAAAUGGAGAUAUGUGGGUGAGGCUCCAGAACCUCUAUGUGUAUCAUUUAGUAAGGCUAACAUCAAUGGUGUUGUUCAUUGGAUGAAUUCGGGAAAAAAUGACAACAAUUACUCCUUUAACAGUUCGACAGAAGAGGUGAAGUCCUUGUUAGCUCCUUGGACAGAAGAGGUGAAGUCCCUGUUAGCUCCGCGUGGUCUGAAAACUCCAUCCUACAACUUGAUACCUGCCACAUAA
This is a messenger RNA of Solanum tuberosum (potato), 657 nucleotides long. Its product is annotated as F-box protein At3g07870-like. The record is from RefSeq and is a predicted model, not a curated record. NCBI's taxonomy places the organism in Eukaryota, Viridiplantae, Streptophyta, Magnoliopsida, Solanales, Solanaceae. Bases 1 to 657 code for a protein of 218 amino acids. The transcript has a single exon.